Molecule: messenger RNA, 1535 nt
Organism: Labeo rohita (rohu)
Lineage: Eukaryota; Metazoa; Chordata; Actinopteri; Cypriniformes; Cyprinidae
Product: tropomyosin-2-like
Exons: 7
Coding region: 158-1387 (409 amino acids)
Source: RefSeq, a predicted model, not a curated record
CUUAACUAGUUUGACAGUGUUUGCAUCAGCUGGAAAGACGAAGGCUGCUAACUUGCAGUAACAUUGCAUUUUUUUUCACACAACUCUUGUGACCACUUCAGGCCUUUGUGCACUCUUCAACUGAGUUAGGCAACUUUAGACAGAAAAGGAGAGAAUAAUGGCAAAUGCAAGCAACAAUAGGUUUCAUCUUAUUGUCCCCGAUAAAGCUCAGAGUGCUGAGGUCAAACUGGGGUCUGAUGUCACUGUAUCGUGUCACCUGACACCUGAAAUCAGUGCUGCUGACAUGGAGAUCAGGUGGUUUAAGGAGACAGACUGUGUGUGUCUCUAUAAGAACAGACAGUUGACAGAGGGGAGAAAAUAUGUGGGCAGAACGGGUCUGUCCACUGAGGAGCUGAACAGAGGAAAUGUGUCCUUGAAGUUGAGAGACUUCCAAGAAUCAGACAUAGGAGUUUACCUGUGUCAGGUCAUCAGUGAAGACACGACAGAGGAGAUAACAGUAGAAGUAGGAGGAAAAGAAGAUUCUGGUGUCCCACCUGUGAGUCAUCCAUCGAAGAUUCAAGGUGGACAAGUCCUGAAACUACAUGAGUUAGACAGAACAUGGGGAGACACUCAGAGAAUGAAAAUGGAGGAAUCUGCUUUAAUGACAGAGUUUGAAAUGAAUUAUGUGAAGGUACUUCACCAAACAAUAUUCAAGGUUUUCAAAAAUCAAGGGAAAAAACUGGAACAAACCGAAAUACAAAUAAAGGCAUCCAAGAUGGAUUUGGAAAGAGUCCUACAACAGCUACAAACAAUCACAGAAAAAUCUGGUCUCCAACAAAAUGAAAAACACCCUGCUGUGAAAGAAUCACAAAUUCAGCAAUUAGAAAGACAACUCCUACAAAUAACUAAAUACAUAGAAGAGACUCAGAAUCAGCUUCAGGAGAAAGACACACAACUGGAGAAUAUGAGCAAACAGAUGAGUGAGAAAGAGAAACUACUGGAGAGCACAAUCAAAGAGAUGGAAACCAGUAAACAACAACUGGAGACAUUGAGACAGGAGCAAAUGAGAAAUAAGGAGAUGUUGGAGAAGAGGAUUUCAGAGUUGAAUGAAAAAUCCAAAUGUCUUGAAGAAACAAAAUCUCUUCUCGAAGAAAGUGAUAAAAAGAUUAAAGAUCUGGACAAAGAGAAAGAAAGACUUAAUGAAGAACUUCAAGACAAGGACAAACGUCUUAAGGACAUUAAUGCUAAACUGAUGCGGACAGUCAGAGAGGUUGAGCAGAAACAAAAUCAGCUUCAGGGCAAACACACACAACUGGAGAAUAUGCACAAAAUGUUGAGUGAGAAAAUGAAAUGCUCAGAGAACAAAGCGAUAGAGCUGGAAGCCAGUAAAUGUCAAUCAAAGGAAUAGGAAACUAAAAGCACAAAUCAAGAAAAGCAUAAAAUGAUUUAAAACAAAGGAUUUUCUCCCUUAAUUUUUAAAUCCAUUUUUACAAUAUCCUAAGGAAUAACAGAUACCUUUGUUUUUCUUUAGAUCACCUUUGGCCUGCUACAUAAUU